Messenger RNA from Miscanthus lutarioriparius, 1461 nucleotides. The record is from the annotation of a GenBank genome assembly. NCBI's taxonomy places the organism in Eukaryota, Viridiplantae, Streptophyta, Magnoliopsida, Poales, Poaceae.
AUGAAUCCAGAGACCAAAAUCAUCCUCGAAGAGAUCAACCGCCGAUUCAACGAGCAUGACCAGAAGUGGGAUUCGCGUUUUGUGGAUCAGGAAGCGCGCCUCUCUCGCCAGAUCCAGGACUUCGAGCAGGCGCAGGAGGGGCGCAUGGCGGCUCUGGAGAAGGUUACCGCGUCGCUCGAUGAGUGGCGGCCGUUGAUUGAAGGCCUCGUCGACGACAUGAAGAUUGACAUCUCGAAGUCCAAGUUGGAGGUGUCGAAGAUCUCUCACAACUGGGAGCGGGCGAUUCUGGAGCAACCGGCUUCCACGCCGGGCAUCUUCGCCGUCGCUCCGUCAGCUGUUGAGCGUCCAUUCGUCAACGCUCCAGCAAAUCUGCCCAAUGGGCACUGCGUCGACAAUCACCAUCGGGAGAGUGGAUUUGGGGUAGUUUCUACCCUGAUUCAUUCCCCGGUCAAGGGUAUGCCACCAUUCCCCACUCCUCCCUCUCCAAGAUCUGUUUUCCAGUCUACUGACGAUCCUGGGGUUCAUAGUGGUACUACCGGGGUGGGGUAUAAUGGGUUCCAGCCACCCAAACUUUCUAAAUUUGAUUUUCCUAAGUUUGACGGAUCCCAACCUAAAUACUGGCUUAGUCGAUGCAAGGAUUACUUUGAUCUCUAUGGUACUGAACCUCACAUGUGGGUUAGGGUCGCUAAAAUGCAUUUUACACACGCUGCUAAGCGUUGGUACCCUUCUGUUGAAUCCCAGCUUCAGUCCGCUACUUGGCCUACUUUUACUCGCUUGAUCCUUGAUCGUUUUGGCCAGGAUGAGCAUGAGCUUUUGCUUAGACAACUCUUCCAAAUCCGUCAAACUAAUUCUAUUCAAGAGUACAUAGACCAAUUCAUUGCUAUCGUCGAUGAUUUAUCAGGUUAUGGUGGUACCACAGACCCUCUUUACUAUGCUACGAGAUUUGUUGAUGGUUUGAAAGAUUAUAUUAGAGCUGCAGUGGCUUUGCAUCGUCCCCAAAAUUUGGAUACUGCUUGCAUUCUUGCUAAAUUGCAGGAGGAGGUUGUUGAUCCGGCCAAGAAGCGGGACUUCCGCCGUGCGGAACAUUUGGCGGGUCCCCGUCCGUAUGCUCCGAUGGCGCUUCCACUACCUCCACCACCUCCCCGUCUUGCCCUUUCGGCCGCCGAGGUGAAGCCGGUUGUGGACGCUGGGCGUGGGCCGACCUUGGAUGAGCACUGUUCACAUACCUUUAUCAACUCAGCUGUUGCUUCGACAUUUCCAACUCUGCAACAGUUAUCUCCUCCCUUGCAAGUCCAGGUCGCUAAUGGGCAGGGUUGCCAGUUUUCUUCCAAUUUGAAGGUUCUUCCACUGUCCUCUUAUGACAUGAUAUUGGGUUUGGAUUGGUUGGAAGCUCAUAGUCCGAUGUCAGUCCAUUGGGGCCAGAAAUGGAUUCAGCUCCAACACCAGGGCAAUGCUGUUUAG